GAAACCCCGGCACGCACAGGCACAGCACUGCGGCGUGGCGAGACCUAUCCACUCCCCUCCAUGCACCAUCGCGGCUCACUCCUUCCCAGCCACACUACCCACCACCACGACACCAACGCGCCACGCUCCACCCGACGCCGGGGGCAAAGCACCCCGACCAGCGCCGCCACCAUCCUCCGGCCGCACGCGCAGCGCGAGGCCACGACCCGCCACGGCGCGGCGCGCCCGUUCUACCAUGCGGUGACGCCCGAAGCCGCCACACCGAGCCGUUCUGAUUGCCUCGCCGCCGCACGCACAUGCAGUUCCCCCCGUCGCCCGCGCGCCCCAUGGCCGCGGCCGUCUCGGCCUCCGUGCCCGCCGUGUCCUGCCUGCGACUCGUCCUCCCCGGCUUUAGCGGCCUCGUUCACGCCUCCCUACUCUCGAGCCGCGGCCGCGCCCGCGGGGUGGCGGUGAGGUCGGGCGCAGCCCCGCCCGACCCGGCGGCCAUGCUGCGCCGGCCGGCCGCCGCCACGACAGCCGCGGAGGAGCGGGAGGCCGACGCGGACGCCUCACUGGGCUCUCCGGUGGACGACGAGCCGCCCGAGGAGGGGCGGAGGAGGGGGCCCGAGAGGGAGUGGGUGGACUGGGAGGACCUCAUCCUCGAGGACACCGUGCCCCUCGUCGGCUUCGUGCGGAUGAUACUCCACUCCGGCAAGUACUCAAGUGGUGAGCGGUUGAGUCCUGAACAUGAAAAGGCAAUUCUUGAACGAUUGCUUCCAUACCAUCCACAAUGUAAGAAGAAAAUUGGAUGUGGUAUCGACUACAUCACGCUAGGGUUGCAUCCAGAAUUCGAGAACUCAAGGUGUUUGUUUAUAGUUAGGACGGACGGCGAGCAGGUCGAUUUUUCUUUCUGGAAGUGCAUCAAGGGCCUGAUAAGAGAAAAGUACCCAUUGUACGCGGACAGUUUCAUUCUCAGACAUUUCCGCCGGAGGCAGGACUACUGAACUAGCGACCCGUACGGUUGUUUUCGUGUAAUAUUUCUGCGAUUUUGAUUUUGUCCACGUGCCUUAAUAUCAUGUGAUUUAGCAUUC
This is a messenger RNA of Triticum dicoccoides, 1070 nucleotides long. Its product is annotated as protein DCL, chloroplastic-like. The transcript is spliced from 3 exons. The coding region runs from base 297 to 983 and encodes 228 amino acids. NCBI's taxonomy places the organism in Eukaryota, Viridiplantae, Streptophyta, Magnoliopsida, Poales, Poaceae. Gene Ontology annotation, biological process: chloroplast organization; chloroplast rRNA processing. Gene Ontology annotation, cellular component: chloroplast. The record is from RefSeq and is a predicted model, not a curated record.